Aspergillus heteromorphus CBS 117.55 is the source of this 1563-nucleotide messenger RNA. Its product is annotated as 2-oxoisovalerate dehydrogenase subunit beta. Gene Ontology annotation, molecular function: catalytic activity. The record is from RefSeq and is a predicted model, not a curated record. NCBI's taxonomy places the organism in Eukaryota, Fungi, Ascomycota, Eurotiomycetes, Eurotiales, Aspergillaceae. Gene Ontology annotation, biological process: branched-chain amino acid catabolic process; response to nutrient. The transcript is spliced from 3 exons. Bases 72 to 1223 code for a protein of 383 amino acids.
CCCUUGUUCUGCUUGUUCUGCUUGCUCUCCUUCCCAUUUUCGGACUGCUCGCUAUACCCACCACCGACACGAUGGCUUCUCUCCGUCUCCCCAGAAUCAUACCCAGACCCCGGCGGUACUCUACCGCGGCAUCCCCUUCCUCUCGUCUCAACCUGCCCAUCGACUACAAAUCAACACCGCUCCUCCACCACACCCCAGCGACUCUGUCCGAUACGAUCGACCUUCCGGAAUCCUCCACCUCAAAGUCGAUGAACCUCUACCAGGCAAUCAACUCCGCCCUGCGAACCGCGCUAUCCAGAUCCAAUCAGGUCAUGCUAUUCGGAGAAGAUGUGGCAUUCGGCGGUGUCUUCCGCUGCUCGAUGGAUCUACAAACAGAGUUCGGCUCGGAGCGCGUGUUCAAUACCCCGCUGACCGAGCAAGGGAUUGUCGGGUUUGCGAUCGGGGCGGCCGCACAGGGCAUGAAGCCCGUCGCGGAGAUCCAAUUUGCGGACUAUGUCUUUCCCGCGUUCGAUCAGAUCGUGAACGAAGCGGCGAAGUUCAGAUACCGCGAAGGAGCCACGGGGGUUGACGUUGGCGGGAUGGUCGUGAGAAUGCCUUGUGGUGCAGUCGGGCAUGGUGCUUUGUACCAUUCACAGUCCCCCGAGGCACUCUUCGCGCAUGUCCCUGGUGUGCAGGUGGUUAUGCCUCGGUCUCCAUCCCAAGCGAAGGGCCUCCUCCUGUCGUCGAUCUUCGAAUCCAAAAACCCGGUGGUCUUCAUGGAACCGAAGGUGCUAUACCGAGCGGCCGUGGAGCACGUGCCGAACGAGUAUUAUACCAUCCCUUUGAAUACAGCGGAGGUCGUGAAGCCUGGGAACGAUGUGACCGUCAUCUCAUACGGCCAGCCCCUCUAUCUCUGUUCCGCCGCGAUCAAGGCUGCGGAGAGGGCUCUGGGUGCCAGCAUAGAGCUGAUCGACCUGCGCACGAUUUACCCAUGGGAUAGACAGACCGUUUUAGACAGCGUAAAGAAGACGGGACGAGCCAUCGUGGUGCAUGAGAGUAUGAUGAAUUAUGGCGUGGGCGCCGAAGUCGCAGCCACUAUCCAGGACGGUGCGUUCUUACGCCUAGAGGCGCCGGUUAAACGGGUGGCGGGAUGGAGUACACAUACAGGACUCGUCUAUGAGAAGUUCAUCCUCCCCGAUGUUGCCAGGAUAUAUGAUGCUAUCAAACAGACUCUCGACUAUUGAGCGAGAAACCCCUUCACAUAACAUCCGUCACCCAUGGGGAUAUUGUACAUACCGGAACCAAUGCAGAGCCAGAUGCAUACAGUAUGAUGAUGAUUCAAUCCAACUCGCGACCUGUAGGCGCUUCCUGGUGAAGCAGGAAGUCAUUUUCCAGCCAGACCUGGGGGUUUUCAUUUGAUUCGUCAUGACUCGCAUAUAAUUCAUAAUUCACAUCAGCCACGCAGUGUAGGAACAUAAGUGCUUCCUGGUAUUGUAAGAAUCCUCACUCAACUGGGGACAGUGGGCACAUUGCGCAAUUGCGCUUCCAAGAUAUCACAUACUAGCACUGAUCCGUACACUGUAG